Molecule: messenger RNA, 3736 nt
Organism: Oncorhynchus gorbuscha (pink salmon)
Lineage: Eukaryota; Metazoa; Chordata; Actinopteri; Salmoniformes; Salmonidae
Gene: mcm8
Product: minichromosome maintenance 8 homologous recombination repair factor
Exons: 20
Coding region: 266-2749 (827 amino acids)
Biological process (GO): double-strand break repair via homologous recombination
Cellular component (GO): MCM complex; nucleus
Molecular function (GO): single-stranded DNA binding; ATP binding; ATP hydrolysis activity
Source: RefSeq, a predicted model, not a curated record
UUGCGCCAAAGAUAAAAAAUAAAAAAUAAACAGAACCAUCAUAAACUGAAUACAGAAGCUGUUGUUUUGUUAACUAGCUAACUGUUAGCCAAAUAUAUGGAAUAUAUUUAUAUAUCUACUUUAACGUUAGCUAGUUAAGAAUAUCAUUGCACAUUUAGCUUAUGAAACGUAAACCAAGAAACGUAAACCAAGGAGUAUAUACUAUCCUGUAAAGUUUGUCUUUAGAAGUGACGUUUGUUUCCCAGUUACGCAACUCGGGUGUAAGAUGAGUGGAGAGGGUUCUGCUCACAGCUCCUGCAGAGGAGGGCAGAGGGGAGGGGGAUGGAGGGGAAGAGGAGGGGGAUGGAGGGGAAGACCAUGGAGAGGAAACUCACGCCCCCCCAGUGCUCAAAGAGGGUCCUCUCAGUCCCGUGUGUCUCAGACCACCCUGGACAGACUCUCUCCCUAUAAAGGCUGGGCCCUCUACUUCACUGAAGGUUUCAUAGAUAGUUCUCCGUAUGUGGAGAAGAUCAAAGUGUUUGAACACUACUUCACCUCACAGAUACACCUCUAUGACAAAGAUGAGAUUGAGCGUCAGGGCAGUGUGUUGGUGGACUAUAAGGCUCUUGUUGAGGAUAAGGAGGUGUGUAUGGCUCUUCCGGACCUGUCCAAUCAGCUGAGAGAACAACCAGAGACCACCCUCAACUGUCUGGGCCUCGCCAUACACCAGGUUUUGACGAUGGACUUGGAGAGACACGCUGCAGAGUUACAGGGGGAAGGGCUUUCUGGGGGAGCCACACCCAUCAUUAACAUACCCCACAUCAGCGCCAGGUUGUAUAACUAUGAGCCAUUGACAGCCCUGAGGACGCUGCGUGCGAGUGUUUUUGGUCGGUUGGUGUGUGUGAGGGGGACCGUGGUACGUGUCAGCAACAUCAGACCACUCUGCACACGCUUGGCUUUCACCUGCUCCGGCUGCUCACACACACACACACUCACCCUGCCACACGGCAAGUUCACCACGCCCACCAAGUGUGUGCAGCCACAGUGUCGCAGUCGUUCUUUCGUCCCCAACAGGAGCUCCCCUCUCACCCUCACUGUUGACUGGCAGAAUAUCAAGGUCCAGGAGCUGAUUGGAGGAGAGCAGAGGGAGGCAGGGCGGAUCCCUCGGACGGUGGAAUGUCACCUGACCUCUGACCUCUGUGACAGUGCGGUCCCUGGAGACACCGUUACUAUUACUGGAACAGUCAGAGUCAGCCAAGAUGACGGCGGCAGCAGGGGGAAGAAGGAUAAGUGUAUGUUCCUGCUCUACAUUGAGGCCAACUCCGUCAGCAACUCUAAAGGUCAGAAAGUGAAGGAGGCUGGAGGUCAGGGGUCAUCUGGAGGUGAAAGGUCAUCAGGGAUAGAGUUCUCUUUGAAGGAGCUGUACGCCAUCCAGGAAAUACACAGCCAACCUGAUCUACUGAAGCUCAUCGUACACUCCUUGUGUCCAGCCAUCUAUGGCCACCUGCUAGUAAAAGCAGGCCUGUCCUUAGCGUUGUUUGGAGGCAGUCAGAAGCAUGCUGAUGAUAAGAACAGGAUUCCCAUCAGAGGAGACCCUCAUAUACUGGUGGUGGGAGACCCUGGCCUGGGGAAGAGUCAGAUGCUACAGGCGGUGUGUAAUGUGGCUCCCAGGGGGAUCUAUGUGUGUGGUAACACUACCAGUACGUCAGGGCUGACCGUUACUCUGUCCAGAGACGCCGGCUCUGGAGACUACGCACUCGAGGCUGGAGCUCUGGUACUAGGAGACCAAGGGCUGUGCUGUAUAGAUGAGUUUGAUAAGCUGGGCCAUCAGCAACAAGCGUUACUAGAGGCCAUGGAGCAGCAGACCAUCAGUCUGGCUAAGGCUGGUCUGGUGUGUUCCCUACCUGCUAGGACCUCUGUUAUCGCUGCUGCUAACCCUGCUGGAGGACACUACAACAGGGCCAAGACGGUCUCCGAAAACCUCAAGAUGGGCAGUGCCCUCCUUUCGAGGUUUGACGUGGUCUUCCUCCUAUUGGAUGUUCCUGAUGAGUCGCAUGACCGCCGGCUGUCGGAACAUGUCAUGGCCGUCAGGUCAGGGAAGGGAGGGGCUUCAGGUGCCGUGGUUACACGAGGAGACUACCAUCAAUCACAGAGCUCGCUGCUGGAGCCCUCCGACACACCUCUUUCUGACCGGCUGCAGGUGUGUCCAGGGGAGUGUGUAGACCCCAUCCCCCACUCCCUGCUGAGAAAAUAUGUUGGUUAUGCCCGUCGCUACGUUCAUCCCUCGCUCUCUACUGCCGCUGCCCAGACGCUCCAGGACUUCUACCUCUCCCUACGCUCACACACACACCCCGUCGACAGCACACCCAUCACCACACGCCAGCUGGAGUCCCUCAUCCGCCUCACAGAGGCACGGGCGAAGCUGGAGCUCAGAGAGACAGCGACCAAGAGUGACGCUGAAGACGUAGUGGAGAUCAUGAAACACAGUCUGGCAGAUACCUUCUCUGAUGGUAGUGGAGGUCUGGACUUUGAGCGGUCAGUACUGGGUGUUGGGAUGAGUCAGCGUUCGGCUGCCAAGAGAUUUAUCACUGCGCUCAACACACACGCUCAGCGCACACACACCAUGUUGUACGACCUCACACAGCUACGCAGCCUGGCCAAGGACCUCAACAUACAGGUUGCAGACUUUGAAGGUUUCAUCAGUUCUCUGAAUGAACAAGGCUACCUGCUGAAGAAAGGACACAGACAGUACCAGCUACAGACUAUAUAACACACAAACAUCAUUUAAAGACCUGCUGUUACAUAAUGCAAUACACAUGUUUUGUAAAGAAUUGGUUGUUCUAUUCGUGAAUUCUUCCAAUACUGAGAUGUAUAUCUGUACAGUACCAGUCAAAAGUUUGGACACCUACUCAUUCCAGGGUCUGCUUCAUCUCCUCCAGCCUGGAGGUAUGUUGGGUCAUUAUCCUGUUGAAAAACAAAUGAUAGUCCCACUAAGCGAAAACCAGAUGGGUUGGCGUAUCAGUGCAGAGUGCUGUGGUAGCCAUGCUGGUUAAGUGUGCCUUUGAUUUAUUUAGAAUUUGACUGUUUAACCAGCAAAGCACCCCCAGACCAUCACACCUCCUUUUCCAUGCUAAACGGUGGAAACCACACAUGCAGACAUCAUGCUUUCACCUACUUAAAUCUCCCAUUUGGAAUCCAGACCAAAGAACAGAUUUACACUGGUCUAAUGUCCAUUGCUCGUGUUUCUUGGCCCAAGCAAGUCUCUUCUUAUUGAUGUCCUUUAGUAUUGGUUUCUUUGCAGCAAUUUGACCAUGAAGGUCUGAUUCACAGUCUCUGAAAAGUUGAUGUUGAUGUGUCUGUUACUUGAACUCUGUGAAGCAUUUAUUUGGGCUGCAAUUUCUGAGGCUGGUAACACCAAUUAACUUAUCCCCUGCAGGUAACUCUGGGUCUUACUUUCCUGUGGCGGUCCUCAUGAGAGCCAGUUUCAUCAUAGCGCUUGAUGUUUUUUUUGCGACUGCACUUGAAACUUUCAAAGUUCUUGAAAUAUUCCAUAUUGACUGACUUUCACCUUGAGUAGGUGUGUCCAAACAUUUGACUGGUACUGUAUAUUAAUAUAUAACGGGUUAAUACAUUAAUAAUGAAUCUGUUUUAAUAUGAAUUCCUGACCAAUGUUAAUGUAUUUUGACUAUUUGUAUUGUGCAAAUCUUGUAAUUUAACUGCUUUGGGGACGAAUGUGAUAAAAUAAAUAAGCUAGAAA